AGUGGCAAAGUUAUAAUUCGUCUGCUCUGCAGCUGCCACACGUACACAAGUUUUCCUUUUCGUCGUUUUUCUAGACGGCAGCUGUUUUUCCUAAAUCUGUUAAAUAUUCGUUUAGAAAGAUGGAGCAGAGUGAUAGUAAUAAAGGUUUGUUAGCAACGGAUCAGUUACAAUUUCAUGAAUUUGAUGACGAUGAUGCCCCGCUUGUGGAUGCUGCUGAGAAGGAUUCUUCCAGUGUGGAGGGACAGACUCGCACCUUCAACAAUUACCCCAGUGACGGAGAUGAUGAAGAAGGGGACAAAGCUGAGUUACUAACAGGCAAAAAGAAGCAAGCUGCCUUUUGGACCUUUGAAUACUAUCAAACAUUCUUUGAGGUUGAUUCGUAUGAAGUAUUACGCAGGUUGGUGGCUUCAUUUGUACCGCAACCUAGCAAGGAUUUCAUCAACUCAACGAUUCGACCUAACCCCGACCUUUAUGGUCCUUUCUGGGUGUGUGCUACGUUGGUCUUUACAAUUGCUAUAAGCGGUGAUCUUGCGAAUUUUUUCCAAACAAAGGGAGAACAUGGAUGGCAUGCUAAUUUUUAUCAUGUGACUGUUGCUGCGACAAUCAUAUUCUUGUAUGCGUGGUUGACACCGGGUCUAGUUUGGGGCGUUUUGUCAUGGCAAGGGAACCCGGCUGGCUAUACAUUCCUGGAAAUGGUCUGUGUGUAUGGUUACUCUCUCACCAUCUACAUACCAAUAUCUCUGUUGCUGGUGAUACCUUCACCGGCAUUUCGGUACACAUUGAUGGUAAUUGGCUUGUUGUUGUCAGUGUCCGUGAUGCUUUUAACCAUGUGGCCUGCAGUAAAAGACUUGGACAUCAAGAUGUCUGUCGUUAUAUUGGCAGUCAUUUUCUUACUUCAUACUCUGUUGACUGUUGGAUUCUUAUUGUACUUUUUCGAUGAGCAAUUUGAUGCAUCCCAUAUCGAUCCUAUUACAACGGCUGCAGCAGUUAAGCCUACUAAACAUUCAUAGUGGAAAAUUCACUAACGGUUUAGCGUUUCCAUUUCGUGUUCCGAAAAGCGCAUUCAGAAGAUGACCGAAGCUCUUGUUGACGCGAAAGCUGUGCAUUGAGGGCACCCUUUAUACUUACAUGUACUGGGUAUGUACAUAAUCCCACUGUGUCUACAUUAGGAUAGCAAGCCUGGCAACAGUAAAUGCAAGAUACUCAGAAUUUAUAAUUCAUAUGUUAAAAUACACACCUACGUUUGUGUAUUUUACUGGUUUGCUAGUGAAAAAUUCCUGCCUAUCCAUCAUAACAAAUUGGAUAGAUGAACACUAAUUAUGUGAAACUUUUUGUAGAGGCACACUCCCUAAUUUAGUGCUACUGUUUUAAUCCAUGAUGUGAGGUGCUGUUGUACCUCGAUGGUGUAUAGGGCAUUAUUUGAUGGCACUUACCCACUGUCUACUCCAUUGGAGUUGGAUUGAGGGCGCUAUUUUAUCCAUGUUUGAGGGCGCUAUUUUAUCUAUGUGUUGAGGGCACUGUUUUAUCCAUGGUUUGAGGCACUAGUUCACCUCCACUAUGAUAUAAAAAUAUACUCCAAAGGAAUUAAUACAAGCCAAUCUGAAUUUACAUCUCAAUCUGUAUUCAUUAGAUAAAGUCUUUCAUCAAUUUUGAUGCAUGUGUUUGUGUUCUUGGUUUCCUACUGCAAUACUACUAUAUUAUUAUAAUAAUUAGGGACAGAUAAAAAAGUAUAAUACAUACUCCAAGUAUUGAAAUACACGCCAUCUUGUUGGGAUUCAAUAUUUCGACAUUAAUUAUGUCAUCAUCAGGAAUUAGGGACAGCCAAUAUAGAAUUGGACUAUACAACAGUUUUCCCAAGCAAGUUGUUAUUUCUGCUUUUUUAGUGUUGAGUGUUUUCUCUUUUAAAUAUACACUGCGAGUAUUGAGCUAAUACAAUUAGACAUUCAGACAGUACAGUAUACUUUCAAUGCAUUUUUACCACUGCAUUUAUCCCAAUGGAUACUGGGGUACAACUAAUUAUAUUUUGGUUAUUUUUAUUAUAUUAUUAUUACUAGUAUGAAAGCACAUCUGAGUUGGUAGUAAAGGUAAUACGAUUUAAACUAAUGUUCACCACACAAAAAUUUACUCACUUGUCAAAUUUUCCAUUGACACUUCAACCUUCUUCAACACACGUUGUUAUGUCUUGCAUUCAGUGACUUUUCUGGCCAUGUGACUGUAAGAGUGCAGUGAGCAUUAUGUGUUGUGAACAUAAAUUGUUGACACCAUUAUUAUUGUUGUUCUGAUUGUUUCUCAGUUCCUUGAUAGUCUUAGGUUCUGUUUUAUGAAACAGUGCAUAGAGAUAAUUUCAUUAUUAUUAUUAUUUAUUUAUUUAUAUAUAUUUAUUUUUAUUAUUGUUGAUAUAAACACAACAUCUACAUUUUAAAUGUUGAGCUUGCUUUCUAUCAACUGCCAAUCAUGAUGUAAUUAUUAUAUUUGACAGAAAGAAGAGAUGGAAAGAAAAGAUGUAAAUAUAUAGGAAAAUGAUGAAAACUAUUUACAGUAUAAUGUAUAUUUCUGAGGAAAUCUGCACAUGUUGAAACAAUGAGGAAAAUGUGCGAAAAUGUAUAAUAUUUACAAAAUACUGUAUAGUUUUUAUGCAAUAUUGUAUAGUAUUUACAUAAGAUCUAAAUAAUAGUUCUUGUUGAUUUAAUGAGUCUGUGUAGAUGAUUGGCUUGCAUGUUUUCAAAUUAGAAUUCCGGUAAAGAUAAAAUAAUUGCACCAUAUUUUAAAUUGUUAGCUUAAUGAACAUCCUUUUGCCCAUAUGCGCCCUCAAUUUAACAUUCAGUUUCCCUCCUUUACAAUAAAAUAAUGUGCUUCUAAAGGUUUAACAACUCGUAAAAUGAUUUAAUAUCAAAUAAUUGACAUUAUUGGUUAAUAUUAGUUAUUGUUGCUUGAUGUUAAUUGACUAUUGAUAUUGAUUGAUAAUGAUUGAUUGAUAUUAAUUUAUAUUGAUUGAUAUUGGAUAAUAUUAUUUUUUUCACUAAUAUUGAUAGCAUAUUACUUAUUGAUUGAUCAAUAUUAACUAAAUUAAUAUUUAUUGAUUGAUAUUAUUUACAUUUACCAUUAAUUAAUUUAAUUUUGCAUUUAUUGAUAUUGAGUAAUUGAUUGAUUAAUAUUGAAGAAAUUUUUGCAGAAAAGCAGUUAAUGUAUGUUAAAUUUUAAUUAUUUUCUUUAAAUUUUGUUAUACUCUCAUAUGAUUAUGUGGUUAUAUUUUUCAGUGUUGGUUAUGUGUGUUGUUUUGUAAUAUGCACCAUAUAUACUCGCGUAUAAGACAGGGCUUAAAAUAGCUAACUACAAUUGAAAAACAGGUGGUCGACAUACAAAUUUUAGAAUUUUUAAAUCAUGUUUGUCUUCUGUACCGUUCUUCCGUAACACGCAAAUUUACUACUACAAUAAGCUGCUAAAUGUUAGUAUGAAUGAACGUAAUUUUGAAUACAGGAAAAUAAGAUUUUGAUAAACAUUUAAAAACUCUUAGAAUUGUAUUAUUUGGAAGGUUAGCCUUUUAUUUGGCUCCAUUUUUAGCCAUCUAGAUGCCAUCAGGACCAUAAAAAGCAGAAAAAAUAGGAAUUUCAACCAUGAAACGGUGUGGGGGGGGGGGCGUGGGGGUGUGUCAUCUUAUACGCCCGACGUAAAAAAAUCAUCUAAAACUUGGGGGUCGUUUUAUACGCGAGAAUAUACAGUAUUUUAAAUUUCAUUCAUUUUUACCUUUGUGGGUUAAGUACGUUUUAUUAAUUGAUAUAUCCAUUUUGAUUGAUAUCAAUCCUAUAUUGCUUGAUAAAUAAAUAAAUCAAUUGUUUUUGAUUCAAUUAUUGAUAUUGAUUGGCUAACUACACAAAUGUACGCCCAAGCGAACAAAAAUUUAAUCAGACAUGUGGUGCUGGGUGUUUGAAAUAGGAACCACUUGUGUGUACAUGGGUGUUAGCUAACAAUAUAUUAAAAAAUAUUUAUCAUAUUUUGUAAAAUUCGAACAUAGUUUUUUAUAUAAAACUACAUUAUUCUUUUUGGUGAUAGUGAAAUUCUUGAUUUGUUUAUUAAUAUUUGUCAUUUUAUAUGACAGAUACAGCCCCUCCAAAAAGACCACUUUUGGGACCAGCCAGUUUUCCAUGGUCUUAGCAGCUUUGGUCUCUAAUUAGAAUAAUAAAGAUAAAAGACAUUUGUUUAUAUGGGACCACAGAAAAGUUGUUUUUAAUUGGAGGUGGUCCUGCAAUUAGAUCUGAAGACAUGAUCGUGCAUUAUUCAGAUGAAGUUGAAAACUUGAACAUUUAUUAUGUUAAUUGUGUAAUAUAUUCUAAAUAUCAAAAGUUGAAUAUAAUAUUCUUGAUUACAUUCAAAAUAUAUUUGAAAUUCUAAA
Anneissia japonica is the source of this 4390-nucleotide messenger RNA. RefSeq names its product protein YIPF1-like. The record is from RefSeq and is a predicted model, not a curated record. Gene Ontology annotation, biological process: vesicle-mediated transport. Gene Ontology annotation, cellular component: membrane; Golgi apparatus. NCBI's taxonomy places the organism in Eukaryota, Metazoa, Echinodermata, Crinoidea, Comatulida, Comatulidae. The transcript is spliced from 8 exons. Gene Ontology annotation, molecular function: small GTPase binding. Bases 120 to 1010 code for a protein of 296 amino acids.